Messenger RNA from Fragaria vesca subsp. vesca, 717 nucleotides. RefSeq lists its product as uncharacterized. The coding region runs from base 1 to 717 and encodes 238 amino acids. The record is from RefSeq and is a predicted model, not a curated record. NCBI's taxonomy places the organism in Eukaryota, Viridiplantae, Streptophyta, Magnoliopsida, Rosales, Rosaceae. The transcript is spliced from 2 exons.
AUGGGAGAGUCGGAUACUAGGACCAAGGAGGAGGAAGUUCAAUUAUGCGAAUCAUGGGCGGCGGUCACCGUAUGCCCCAUUACCGCCAAUCACCAAACCCUUCUAAGGAUGUGGCUCAAGGUUCAUGAACAUUAUAUUGAAAAUUGGAUGGGAUCAACACCGGUUCGACCGUUGGGAGCUCUUCAAGCUCAUUUCAAGCCCUUGAAGAAGAUUGUCAAAGAGUGGCACAAUGCAAAAAUUCAGUCGGAGCGUCAAAUUAAUUUAAAGUUUAUAAGGGUGACUAAGAAGCAAUUCGACCAUCAUGAAUGUUGGGAGGUGGUGAAGGACCACCCUAGUUUUAGAAAUGCACCUACACCUCCGGUCGCCCCGUUUGUUUAUUCCAUGGCUAGUGGUUCCCAAACCGAAUCACCAAUUGAUUUGGAUGAAGAGGUUGUAUUGGAGACGCCUCCUAGCUCUGUUGGAAGGCCAAUGGGACAAAAGGCCGCCAAAGAAGCAAGAAGGAAAGUAAAAAAUAAAGAGGAUGUGGGUGAAUCAAUGGUUCAAGCCUUACUCGCCAUUUCCGAGAGCAACAAAAUUUCCAAUGAGAUUCUUAGGAAAAAGGAAGAGAACCAUUGUGCCGAAUAUGAAAAAAUAAUGACAUUUGAAGAGGCAAAAGAGGAUGCAAGGAUAAUGGGCAUGCCAAAUAAUGAUAAGGCAUGCCAAACAUGUGUGUCGUAG